Symbiodinium sp. CCMP2592 is the source of this 1635-nucleotide messenger RNA. Lineage: Eukaryota; Dinophyceae; Suessiales; Symbiodiniaceae. The record is from the annotation of a GenBank genome assembly.
AUGUUGCGCGUCUGGACACCCGACGGGGACACUGAACUAAUUCCUUUAGAGAAGGAUGUCUCUUCAGGCCGCAUGAGCAAGUCAGUGAGGGACGUCAAGAGAUUGCUACAUCACCGAUGUGGGAUACCUCGGUUCAGACAGAAGCUCAUUCAACGUAGCACGGGACAGGUCCUCGAGGACAGUGACGUCUUGAUGUCACCUGGUGGUGAGAUCCAGCAGGUGAUUCUGAGUUUCGUGGCCGCGCGGGAGCAGGACCACGACCGCUUGAAGAAGGCAGCCGGCGGUGGCCAUAUUGGUCAAGUGGAGAGCCUGCUACUUCGACCUUUAGAUCCGAACAUCACGGCCCAGGACGGUAUUUCACCGCUCCUCAUGGCAUGCGGCGGUGGCCAUUUGGAGGUCGUGCACCUGUUGUUGGAAGCCUUGGCCGACGCGAACCUCGUGAGCAAUGGAAACAGCUACUCACCCUUGAGGCUGGCCUUCGAGAAGGGGCAGAUCGGCAUUGUGAGCUUGCUCUUGCAAGCGAAGGCGACUCCUGGCCCAGGAGAGUGCAAAGGCUCCUGUGCUGGUGACACCCUGUUGCAUAUUGCGGUGAAGUCCGGCGACAUUGCAGUCGUCCACUCUGUCGUUCAGGCGAAGGCGGAACUUAACAAGGCAAGCUCGAACGGUGGUACCGCCUUGUAUGAGGCGUCCUUCAAAGGUAACCUGGAGAUUCUGCACCUACUCCUCAUGGCAAAGGCUGACGCCAAUAAGGCCGAUGCUGAUGACUGCACUCCAAUCUGCAAGGCGGCAAGCACUGGGAACACGGAUGUCGUGCGAUAUCUCAUGAAGGCAAGAGCUGAUAUGAACAAGGCGAACUAUAUCGGCUCCACACCGUUGCAGGUGGCUACCGGAGGCAAUUUCGGGCAAGUCGUGCAGGUGCUCUUGCAGGCCUCGGCUGAUGCCAACAGACCGGAUAAGACUGGCUCCAACUCCUUGCACAUCGCCUGUGGCAGCGGCUUUGUGCAGGUGGUGCAACUUUUAUUGACAUCGAAGAUUAACAAAGACAAGCCUGACAAGUGUGGUUUGACCCCGCUUCAUAUCGCUAGCGGGCGGUGCCUGGUCGAAGUUGUCAGAGUGCUCCUAGAGGCUUCUGUCAAUGUCAACAAGGCCGACAUUGACAAGAUCACCCCACUGCAGACAGCGGCUGGUCGGGGCUUCGUGGAGAUCGUGCGCUUGCUGCUAACUGCUGGUGCCGAUGUCAACCUUGCCAGCGACCGUGGCAGUACUCCUUUGCAUGAAGCAAGUUGGGGAGGCCACGUAGAGGUGCUUCAUGACAAAGGCUCUUCUUCUGACGCAUCCGGGUCAUGCCAUGUAGCCGUCGUCCGCUUGCUGCUUGAGAAGCAGGCUGACAUAAACUUCUCCGACAACACCGGCAGUACGGCUCUGCAUAUUGCGUCUGCAAGGGGCGUCCUGCCAGUUGCGCGCCUGCUGGUUUUCGCCCGGGCUGAUCUACACAAGCUCAACUUGAAUAAUCGUACACCAGUUCAGGUUGCACACAGCUGCAACUGCGGGAACGUUUUCAAUUUGCUCGCGAAGGCUGGGCAAGUCUUUAGCAGAGCAAAUAGCCGCGCUUGGACUCUGAAUCAUUGCCAGUGA